GCCCAAACGGCGGCUGCCACUCCUUCCAUCACCAAGUCCUCACCCGAAAACAAAAAAACGGUACGCAAGGGCAAUGUUAUCAUCACGGGAGCCUCCUCAGGGUUAGGUCUGGCCACCGCGAAAGCUCUGAGCGAGACGGGUAAAUGGCACGUGAUCAUGGCUUGCCGGAAUUUCCUCAAGGCAGAGAAAGCUGCCAGGUCAGCAGGUAUGCCUAGGGAGGGCUACACGGUAAUGCACCUCGACCUGGCGUCCCUCGAGAGCGUGCGCCAGUUUGUGGACACGUUCAGGCGAUCGGGAAGGCCUCUGGAUGUGCUCGUCUGCAAUGCGGCAGUUUACCUGCCGACUGCCAAGGAGCCAACUUUUACGGCUGAUGGCUUCGAGCUUAGUGUUGGGACCAAUCAUUUGGGGCACUUCCUUCUAGAACCAGAUCACCAGGAACUCCCACAGGCCACAGUGGUCGCCCAAUUUCGCGACUACCAUCCAGAAAAGUUUUCCGGCCAAGGAGAUCCUCGUAUAGUAGAUGAGUGGGUUCAGGGCCUCGAGAUGAUUUUUGAGGUCAUGAAUUGCCCUGAUCGUUACCGUAUGUUAUGUGCCCAGAUCCAGCUGACCGGUGAUGCCCGACUCUGGUGGAAUGCCUACUGGAGUAUGCGUCCCGACGAGAAAGAAGGUUGUACGUGGGACCAAUUCAAGGAGUUGAUCCGAGAGAAGUAUUAUCCCUCGUACUACCGAGCAGAUAUGGAGCGCCAGUUCUUGGCACUCACCCAGGGUACUCGUUCUGUUGACGAGUACGAGAGAGAGUUUACCCGUCUCGGAGCCUUU
Messenger RNA from Striga hermonthica, 819 nucleotides. The record is from the annotation of a GenBank genome assembly. NCBI's taxonomy places the organism in Eukaryota, Viridiplantae, Streptophyta, Magnoliopsida, Lamiales, Orobanchaceae.